AUGGAGCAAACCAACAAGAAACACUUGCUUCCCGGCUUCAAUACAGCCUUUCCGACGCAGUUCGCCGGUUUGUUGUUGUUUUUCAUUGUUUAUUUCAGAAAUUUUUUUUUCUUUCUUAACCUAUAAAUCCUUAUAAUUGAUAUCGUGCGCUAAACGUUGUUACAAUUUUUUUUUCAUUUUUUAAAACACGCAUUUUUAAAAUUUUUUCAAACUGAAUGAAAAUGUGAAAUUCUUAUUCUUUUGUUGUAACAAAUUCGUGGUAGAGUGAUCGCUGAUAUUAUUACCCGAGGAAUCGAAAAAAAUCGAAAAUAUUGCACCAACGUGAGAAAAUUUUCCUUUUUCGAAUAAUCAAAUUUAUACGUGAGAAACUUUUUCUUUCUUGUCUAUAAUCAAGUUUAUUUCGUUUUAAUAUGAGGAUUUUUAAAAAUAACAGAAAUCAUGAACCGAAAUUCCAUAAAAACACAAAAGAUUUAUCAAAACGACAAGAUAUCAAGAUGACCUUUUUGUAAUCUUUUCAUGAGGAUGAGUAACUUUUUAAUCUCUUUGAAGACCUUUGCAACUUUUUUUCAAAUAACGCAUUUUUUUCUCUUAAAGCUUGUCUUAAAAAAAUCUAAAACUAUCCGUUUGAUAAUAAAAAAAUUUUAAUCCGAUAAAUUUUUAAAAAAAUCUUUGGUUUUAUUUUUUUGAAAAAAAUUUUUUUCAAGCGUUCAAAAAAAGAAAAAAAUGAUUUUUUUGGAAAAAAACAAGCGAAGAUUUUUUUGGUGUUAAAACAUGAAGAAGUUUUUUUCAAAAAAAGUUUUUUUGAAAUUUACGUUUUGCCAUAUUUCUUUGAAAAACAGAAAAAAAUUUCUGAAUGCUCUCAAAAUUUUUUUGUGAAAAGUUUUUAAAACACGUAGUUCAAUGAAAAAAAUAAAAUUUUUCAAGAUGAAUUUCCUGACUGGAAUAUUUCAGGUUUACAAAACCAGGGAACAAAUGCGUUCAUGUCAACUCUCCAAACUCUGCAAAUGCAGAACUUGGCUUCAUCUUCAAAUUUCACAGCCGCAGACAUGAGCCAAUGGCAGCAGAGUUCAUCUCAAGCUCAACAGACUUGGAUAGACCCUGUAUGUUAUUUGUUAUUUAUUUGUAUUUUGUUCUGAGAAUUUCAGGCAAAAGUCGCUGCGAUGCUUCCAAUGUAUGCCAACUGUUUCCCUGCUAUGAAAACGUAAGAUUUUUUUUAAUUUUUUAAUUUUUUUCUUCUAUAAAUAUACCCACAACUUCCAAAUUUUUUUCGCAGAUCAAUUUUGAAAUGCAAAACCAACGCGGUUCUUGGGGAUUUUAUUAUAUUUUUCAAAUCUAGUAAAUUUUCAGAUCAAACACCCAAAACGAUUUGAAUCAAUUCAUUCAACAAAACGGCACCUACGACACCAAUGCCUUGCAAUACGAUUCCACGCAAGGCUCAAUUUUUCCGACUCAAGCCAACAUCAACUCCUUAACACAGCAGAACGCCGCAGGCUCAUCUCAACAGACGACUCUACAAAGUUCUUCCCUGUUUCAGGUAAUACGCUUAAGUUUCUUGGUUUUGUAAUAUUGGGAAGCUAAGUUUUAUAGGUUUUCUAAUCGAUCUAUUGAUAUUGUUAUUAGAAAACUAUAUUUCAGGGUUUUUCCGGAUUAUAUUUAGUAUAUUCUAAAAUCAUUCAAUGCCCUGGUCUCUCGAGAAGCAAUCAUUGAUUAAAAAAUCCGUAGUUUUCCUUUUUUUGGGCUCUCGGGGUACAUGGACGUAAAUAAAUAAAAUUUUUCAAACAGUAAUGUUGGUUACAAUUCUAGUACAUUUUUCCCAGGCAGACUGGAAUGGAUUUUUUGUUUAUGAAAUAGGAGCCGAAUACCUCCAAUAAACAAAUUUUUACCUGUCAUUCAAGCAAUUUCAAGCUUGAGACGCCAGAUUAAACUUCAUCCAAAGCGCCAUUUUUGUAAAUCCGCAAAUUCUGAUUAAAAAUCCGCAAAUUCUGAUUAAAAAUCCGCAAAUUCUGAUUAAAAAUCCGCAAAUUCUGAUUAAAAAUCCGCAAAUUCUGAUUAAAAAUCCGCAAAUUCUGAUUAAAAAUCCGCAAAUUCUGAUUAAAAAUCCGCAAAUUCUGAUUAAAAAUCCGCAAAUUCUGAUUAAAAAUCCGCAAAUUCUGAUUAAAAAUCCGCAAAUUCUGAUUAAAAAUCCGCAAAUUCUGAUUAAAAAUCCGCAAAUUCUGAUUAAAAAUCCGCAAAUUCUGAUUAAAAAACCGCUAAUUCUGAUCAAAAAACCGCUAAUUCUGAUCAAAAAUCCGCUAAUUCUGAUCAAAAAUCCGCUAAUUCUGAUCAAAAAACCGCUAAUUCUGAUCAAAAAACCGCUAAUUCUGAUCAAAAAACCGCUAAUUCUGAUCAAAAAUCCGCUAUUUCUGAUCAAAAAACCGCUAAUUCUGAUCAAAAAACCGCUAAUUCUGAUCAAAAAAAAUCCGCUAAUUCUGAUCAAAAAACCGCUAAUUCUGAUCAAAAAACCGCUAAUUCUGAUCAAAAAACCGCUAAUUCUGAUCAAAAAACCGCUAAUUCUGAUCAAAAAACCGCUAAUUCUGAUCAAAAAACCGCUAAUUCUGAUCAAAAAUCCGCUAUUUCUGAUCAAAAAUCCGCUAUUUCUGAUCAAAAAACCGCUAAUUCUGAUCAAAAAUCCGCUAAUUCUGAUCAAAAAACCGCUAAUUCUGAUCAAAAAUCCGCUAAUUCUGAUCAAAAAUCCGCUAAUUCUGAUCAAAAAACCGCAAAUUCUGAUCAAAAAUCUGCUAAUUCUGAUCAAAAAUCUGCUAAUUCUGAUCAAAAAUCUGCUAAUUCUGAUCAAAAAUCUGCUAAUUCUGGCUUCUUUUGAAAUUCCCGAAUUCAUCAAGUUUUCUUGUUUUCUUAUCAUGAGUAAAAACUACAAAAAAAGUUGGAAUUUCAAGGUCAAGAAUUAAACUUUCCGAGGUUAAAAAACGCAACUGUUUCAGGAAGCUCAAAUGAACUUGAUCACUUCGGCACCUUCCACCUCAAACCACAAUGAUAUUCUGGACACCGCGGUCCAACUGCACAAUUUAUUCAACCUCCAGCCCCAGGAGGCCGCGCAGCUGCAACAGUCCGUCCUGCAGCAGACUCUGCAACCAGAUCUCCUGAAUCAAACUCUCCUCCAUCAGCCCGUAUCUCAACACCUUUCUCAACAAGCGGCGCAAUCGCAGGAAGAAAUUCGAUUGCAACUGCAGCAAGCCGUUCAGAACAUCGUCCAACCGAAUGUCUCGUUAUCUGCUCCAGUAGUUCCAGCCCCAAAAGCUUCUUUUGGACCCUCCUUGCAGUUUUCCUUGCCACAGCCGUCGCUGUCAAAAGCUUCUACUUCUGUUAAUGACUCCUUGGGCAUGGCUCAGCUCCGACUGGGCAACGGCACUCUGGCCAGACCAACUCCCAAUUGUGCCGAAAUCAGCGCUGCCGUCGACGACUGGCUGAACCAAAUGAACGGCGAAGUCAGCCAGAAAAGUGUCGCACCCGAAGCUGAGGAAGUGAAGAAAGAGCCCGAUGAAUCUAAGCACGUCGAUGAUCUCUUUUUGUGAGUGCUUUCAAUUUAAUUAAAAAUGUAAAACAAGCCCAAAAAAAUAGCAACGAUCUCCCCGACGUAGUAGAAAUCUCGGACUUAUCAAAAAAAUUCUCAAGGAAUUUAGAAAGUUAUUUAAAGCACUAUAUAUAAACAAAGAAACGUUUUAGAGAUAUGAAAACUGUUCUGAAAUAUUUUCCCAAAGGCUUGCGCGAAUAAUUCUGCAGCUAAUCUGUUGGCUCUCAGGGUUUAUCAUAAACCCGAUGAAUGUAGCGACAGAGAGUUUCGCCUUUUUUCCAGGUUUCCUGCUUUAUUUCUUCCUCACGAUAUGCUUUUUUUUCCAUCAAUACAACUUCACUCAACAGCUAGUUUCCCAUUUAAUCGAAAAAUUUCAGUUCGAAUCAACCACAGGACGACGUCGUGGAUACGUUAUUCACCAUGGUCGAUCCCAUCAGUGACGUUUCUUCCAACCUUUUCGAUAUGACUGCUUCUUCCAGCGCACAAGCCCCUCUCAGUCCAGUUCAGGUGAACUUAUUUCUAAAUGCAAGUCAGUAACAUAGUUUCUAUUUCAGUUUACGCCUCCUGAUUCUCCAACUGGGAUUCUAACCAACGCUGAACUUUUUGGUAUUCCAACUCCAAAAAAACUGGUUCAAAACUGUGCUCCAAGUACUUCGGGAAUCAGUGCAACUAAAACAAUCGUGCAUGGUGAUUCAUCACGAAAAAAAAAAUAAAUCCAAGCUUUUUUCAGAAAAUCCACCACAAAGCUCUUUCAAAAUACCUGAACUGCCACCUGCAAUGAAACCGAAAAAAGAUCCUAUUUAUGCAAGAACUGUUGUCAAAAGCACCAAGGUAAGGACUGAAUGUUCUUCUGAAAACUCAUUGAGAACUCAGGUUCCUGUCUACAAACAAAGGAUGAGUGCGUUUACCGCUACAAAACCCGAUGAUAAGAAAGAAGGUAUGAAGUCUAAAAUUUUCCGAAAAGGUUCAAAGAAUUUUUGUUCAAGACAAAGAAGACGAGUACUCAUUCGAUGACGAAGAAGCUGGUCCGUCGCUUCUGCCUCUUCUGAAACAAAAGGAGCCAGAGGUUAUCAACCAGCCAGGGAUUACUUGAAAAUUAUGUUUUCCAGGCCAUACUCAGCUCCGAGUCUCGCAGUAAAUAUGUUCCUGGAAUCGGUUUCGCCAUCACUGUGGAUGGAUCAACGGUGAGACUUGACUGAACAUGAUUUUUUAAAUGAAUCGAUUUUUCAGGAGGGGAACAAAACAGGAAAACGUCGCACUUAUGGAGAGCGUCAUAACACUACCGGCCAAUAUUUGCAACAGAUUUCGGAUUCUCAUCACCAAGGUUGACCUUACUCCGAAAAUUGUUUCUUAAUCUGAAGUUCCAGCCCGAGUCGUGGAUCCCGAUUUUGUGACGCUUGCCGAGCAAAUUCGUAGGAGAAAUAAUCAGCGUUUGGCCUGCACUUUCCUGACCCCAGAACUCAGUAACAGCACUGAAUGCGCCAAAGAAGUCGGGAAACCAACGUAUGUUUUCAUUUCGGAAUCCCUGAAAAUAGUUUGCUUCAGAAGUCUCCACCCUCCGCUUCCAAAGUUGAUCAUCAAAAUUCAAAGAAAAGCAUCCGAAGUUGAAACGAAACCUCUGACAAAGAAUGGGAAGAAGCGAGGUCGUCGGAAGAAGAUUGUGGAAAGCGACGAAGAUGAUGACAGUGACUGGGAAGGCAGUGCUCCAAAGAAACGAGGUCGUAGAGGCCGCAAAAGCACGGAAAAGUGAGUACACUAGGGGUUUUUUUCUUAAUAAUACGCCAUUUUCAGAUUCAGCUACGAAGUGAAACUCGUGGAGAAGCCUCGGGAACCUUUGGACAGCUUGGACUCUUGGGAUCGGGUACAGAAUACUGGUUCGUUCAUUUUUCAACUAGAAGUUUGAUAAAAGAAAAAGAAAAAAAGUGCGUUUUGGAAUCCAAUAGUAGAGGUAAAAAUAGAAACCUAGUUUACAAAUGUUCUUUCUUGCUGCCUUUACAUUUUUGAGGCAUUCCGACUCGAACAGACAGGAGAAGCCAAAUUAGAUUAAGCUUCAGAAACAAACUUAUCCUUGAAUUUCGAGUCACUUUGGGAAAUUUGGACCGCCUUUCUCAGAGAUAUGGGCAAUAUCAUUUUUUUUAUUUCAGGAAAUAAAAGAGGUCUGAAAGACUCCCGCCUUGGGGCCAACAACCAAGUGGUUUCGACGGACUCAGUUCGCUAUCGACUGAGUAAAUUUGGUUCGGCGGAGGGACACUUGCCGGUAAGAAAAACUUUCCUAAGCACUAAUAAUAAUCAAGUUUUUUGCAGAAAGGGACUUUCGUAGUGAACAAAGCAGAUGUUCUCAAACCGGACUGUGCUCUCUGGAAAGUGGACAAUCAGAAUCUUCUCCAGAAAUUCCCACCUCGACUAGAUCAUGCAUCAAAAGGAACAGUCUACAAGAACAGCAGUACUGUAAGUUAGGAUUUUUUUUAAACCUCGAAGAAAAAAUUCUAAGCAAACAAAGUCAAAAAAAAAUUGUUGAUUUAUCUAAGAGUAAUGAAAAACUUGGAAAAAGUAAAAUAAAAUUCCCCAUUUUUCAAAGUGGAAUUUUUUUGAUGUUUUAAAAAGGAUACUUAAUCGGAAUGUUGCAAAUCAAUCGAAAAAAAUACACUUAUGGCAAAAAUUCUGAAAAUGAAAUUAUCAAGUUUCAAAAAAAGUCCAUCCAAUUCAUAACUUUUUCCGAACUGCUUUCGAUUGUCAAUGUUUUUCGAAAAAAAUUGAUUAUCCCUCAAACAGCAAAAAUUUAAGAGACACCUGAAUCAAUUAAAAACCAAACUAAAAGAAAAAGAAAGCUGUAAAAAACUCAAUAAUGAAAAGAUGAAUUUCCUGUUUCAGUACUCCGGCUGGUGCGAGCAAAUAUCCUCGCAUUACUACCGCGUUUCUGUUCGCGUUAUCAAACAGUCCCGAUCUGAGACCAUAAUCGUGCCGGAGAUUCCUUUGCAAGAGCUUUUUCCAGCCAUGUCUACGGAAUGCUUCGACUCUAGUGAUUCUUAUGGUUACACAGGUGCCACAAAACUUCCUAAUUUCUUAGAGGAUGUUUUUAUUUUCAGAGCCAUCCGUGAAACAUGUUGACGAGAGCAUCAUGUUACGAGAUCCGCUGAAAGAAGCUCUUCACACCUACACUCAGGCCGUACUCACCCACGCAAUCAAUCUCGAAUAUCUCCAAGUGAUGGAACAGAAAAAUGGUGACAUUUAUAACCGAACAAAUAAAUAAUUUCGUUUUUUUCCUCAGACUGGACGUUUUUGAGAGCGGUCACUGACAUCGACAAGGUUAAUGAAGAAAUGGUCUCGAAAAUCCGCGACCAUGUCAAACUCGGGAACAAAUACGAUGACACGUUGAAGGAGUACAUUCAUCUGGUUAUAAGCGAAAACGAAUACUUCUCGAGUUGCUGUCAAGUUGGUUUUUCAAAAUUGAACGAAUAAUAUCACUUAAAAAAAUACAUUGUUGAAACUUUCUGGGCUCAGGAACUGACAAGUAAGGGUAAUCUUUCAUUUUUCGUACUGUGAAAAGUUAAAGCUUGCACCGUCAAGGAGUAGAAGAAAUAGAAAAAUAACAAAAAAAGCUCAAUUUUUGAUUCUCUUGAUUUGAAUUAUUUUUCAUAGUUCAUUCCCCAUUGGCUUGCGAUGAAAUCAAGAAUAUUAUCCGCAAUUACUUUUCCCUGCGCCUUCAAAAGUCGCAAAUACUUAUCAAAUAAAUUAUAGAUGGAUUAUUUUUUUGAGUGGCUAAAAAAAUAUCAGCAAAUAAACAAAAGUUUAAAUACAAGAGUUUUUUUAAACGACGAGCUACGAAAAAUCAGAUCUUUCCAGUCAAAACUCGAUGGUCUCUUUUUGACUGAAAGUUUCUAUCAAAUAAAAUGUGCGGAGUCUUACAAAAUCAAAAUCGGAUAAUUUAAAAUGUUUUUUCAAAAAAAGAAAACCUUUAAGAAUCGUUCACUAGGAGAAAUAAUAAAAGAAUAAAUUUAGGCAUGCGGAAAAAGGAACGCGCAAAAAAUCGCUCAUUUGUUUUGUCGAAUGAAGUACGAUGCCAAAACUCUACAACUGGAAAAUGAAAAGGACAAAAAAGACGAGAAAGACGAAAAAGACAAAAAACCCGAAAAAGAAAACUCGGGCGAGAAACCCGCCGUUGUGAGUUUUUAAUGGAAAAUGCUGAUUUCGUGAAUAUUUCAUCAACUUUUCAGGAAAUUAUGAUGUGCGAGACUUGUGCAAACGCUUUCAAAUAUCUCCACCGAAUGCAUCACAUCAAACUGCACCUCCUCAAACGAUGUGAAGACAGGGUGAGAUAAUCGGAUUGUAUUGAUUAUUUUACUUAAUUAGGAAGGUAAUCAAUAAUCACCAUUUUCUGGUCUUUUUUUUGAUAUCUAUGCAUGGAAAUUCUUAAAAAACAUUUUUGAAUUUGCUUAAAGAAAAAUAAACUUCUUUGACUUCCAAGAAAAAAAUCGACCAAGACCAUGCAAAAACUAGAAAAUAUUUUUCGUUUUUUAACUUUCUAAAUAAUUCAAAAAGUGCUAUGAUGUAUGUUGAUAGUUUUUCAAUGCAGUACAUGAAAAUACAUAUUUAAGAUAAUUUUUUUCAUUACAAGUUUGCAAAAAAAUAAAUACAGUACCGUCAGAAAAAAAUGGGGAAAUUUCGAUUUUUUUAAAAUCAUAACUGUCUUGUAAAAAAACAUCAAAUUUUCUGGAAAGUUCUAUGUCUGUGCUAACUGUCAAUUAAAAAACCAUGAUAGAACUUCAACUUGCAGUAACAAAAAAACAGCUUAGAGUGUUUCAGAAUGAUUUAGCUCCAUACAAGGAGAUUAUGAGUAAAAAUGUUUUCUUAUCUCCUAUGACGAUACUGUAUAUAGAAAUCUUCGAAAAAUAAAAUUUCAGCUGGAAGGAAAUUAUUAUUCUGUUUAAGAGGUUUAUUGCAGCUGGAGUUCUGGGGUACACGACAUCCCGAAUACACGCCGGAAAAAGUCCUGGACACGGUUCGAAAGGAUCGUCCAUGGCUCCACGCCUUGAUCUCAGAGUACGCGGAUAUGUGGCGACGAAUCCGGCUCGAAUACUAAUUAUUGCACUUGUUUUGUAGUUGUCCCACACGAUCACCUCAGCAGGAAAUUAUUUCAUUUCCACUAGCUUCUUGAGAGAGAAUUCAAAUCAAAAAAAUUGUUUUUCAAUCAAUUUUUAUGACCUCAGUUCAGCUUCUUAAAAAGAUCUAAUAAGUUCUCGUAGAUUAAAUAUGAGUUCGCCAAGAAGAAUGUUUUUUUCUUUGUAUGUUUCUUUUUUCUGCCAUCCUCAUUUAAAGCCAGUAUGCCGUCGUAUGUCUUUUCUAAACCGGUAUAUAGUUUUUUUUCUCUUUUAAUUUUUAAAAACAUGUUUUCUGUAAAUUUGCUUGUGAAUGCGCUUCGUUGUCAUUUUUUAUGUUUGAAAAUGUCGUUUCUUAGGUACAUUCCCACUUUGAUUUCAAACAAAAAUGCCUACCAAAGAACUCACAAGAAGUUUUCCUCACUGUUUCAUUCGUGAAUCUGCCUUUUCUUGGAUUUUUUCCUCAGCCUCCUGCCUUCAAUUGGUUCUAAGUUUGUUUCGCAUUUUUUGUGUUGCUCAGAUCUCAAUUUGUAUUGAGAAUAAAUGAGAUUGUUUCUAAAUUGAACUGGAUUGAUUAAAAAAAAUGAAAUUUUCAUAAAUUUUCGAGAUAUCAUUCUCUUACCUUAUGUACUAUGAAAUGUUCAAUCCAAAAACAUCUAGAAAAAAACUAGUUUUUGUGAUUUGCAAAAUAUGGGCUCUAAAAAGAAAGCUUUUGAUUUUAGUAAAAACUUGAAAACGCGAAAUUAACUUUGAAUAACGUUUCUCAACUAUUAAGCUCAAUCACAAGUUUAAAAAGUUAGCAUUUCAAACAAAAUGUUUAAUUUUUUUAAACAAAAAAACCAAGUUUUUCAAGAAAAAGAAGAAUUUUUAAUUUUUGAAACAAAAAAAUACUUCCUAAAAAAACAGUCUCUCACCGGCGAAAUUUGAUGAUAAGGUUUUGCAACUUUCAACUAUCUUUUGAGCGUUUCGUGAAUGAGCAAAUGCCUCCUCUUCAGGUUCAGCUACGAAGUGAAACUUGUGGAGAAGCCUCGGGAACCUAUGGACAGUUUGGACUCUUGGGAUCGGGUACAGAAUACUGGUUCGUUCAUUUUUUUUUCAACCUCACUGCCAAAGUCGGAAGUGCGGAAAACGGGUGCAAAAAGGGAGUGACUGCAAAAUGGCCGCUAAAAGGGUCCCUUUUCACGGACUUUAUUGAGCCUUUCAUUCUUGGUGGGCUAAAAAGGGUCCUAAAAGGGCGAAAAACGGGAGAGGCCGCAAAAAGGGUAAAGAAAGAGUGAGGGGGUAAAAGGGUUCUGAAGACCUCUGCUAUUGAUGAUUUUCUAUUUUAUUACUGUAGCUUAUUUCGGUUCAUACACAGUCACUUGUAAAGAUUACUCAUAAUUUAAAAAAAAAAUUGUAUUUCUCAAAAGGGUCCAAAAAGAGUGGAUGAAGGCCGAUGAAAUGACGCAAAAAGGCAGUGAAUAGGAAACCUCUGCCACCCGUUUAGGAACAAUUAAUGUAAACACACGGAUCCGUAACGGACGCUCAAAGGGCCCGUGAAGGGUCCUUCCGACUUAUGCUGACGUUUAUAAAAAAAAGUUAAAAAAAAGGUUAACGCUGAAUUGAGCUUCAGAAAUUAAUAGUAGAGGUAAAAAUAGAGACAGGCUCAAAGAACCUAAUUUUCAAAUGUUCCUUCUUGCUGCUUUCCCAUUUUCGAUGCAUUCCGUCUUGAACAGGCAGAAGAAGCCGGAUUGGAUUAAGCUUCAAUUGAAAAACCUAUCUUUAAAUUUCGAGUUGCUUUGGGAUUGUUCUAUUUCAGGAAACAAAAAAGGUCUGAAAGACUCCCGCCGUAUGGCCAACAACCAAGUGGUUUCGACGGACUCAGUUCGCUAUCGACUGAGUAAAUUUGGUUCGGCGGAGGGACACUUGCCGGUAAGAAAAACUUUCCUAAGCACUAAUAAUAAUCAAGUUUUUUGCAGAAAGGGACUUUCGUAGUGAACAAAGCAGAUGUUCUCAAACCGGACUGUGCUCUCUGGAAAAAGGACAAUCAGAAUCUUCUCCAAAAAUUCCCACCUCAACUAGAUCAUGCAUCAAAAGGAACAGUCUACAAGAACAGCAGUACUGUAAGUUAGGAUUUUUUUUAAACCUCGAAGAAAAAUUCUAAGCAAACAAAGUCAAAAAAAAAUUGUUGAUUUAUCUAAGAGUAAUAAAAAAACUUGGAAAAAGUAAAAUAAAAUUCCCCAUUUUCAAAGUGGAAUUUUUUUGAUGUUUUUAAAAGGAUACUUAAUCGGAAUGUUGCAAAUCAAUCGAAAAAAUACACUUAUGGCAAAAUUCUGAAAAUGAAAGUAUCAAGUUUCAAAAAGUCCAUCCAAUUCAUAACUUUUCCAAACUGCUUUCGAUUGUCAAUGUUUUUUCCGAAAAAAUUGAUUAUCCCUCAAAUAGCAAAAAAAAAAUUCAAGAAACACCUGAAUCAGUUGAAACAUAACGGCAAAAGAGAAAACAGUUCAAAACUCAAUGAGAAGAUGAAUUUCCUGUUUCAGUACUCCGGCUGGUGCGAGCAAAUAUCCUCGCAUUACUACCGCGUUUCUGUUCGCGUUAUCAAACAGUCCCGAUCUGAGACCAUAAUCGUGCCGGAGAUUCCUUUGCAAGAGCUUUUUCCAGCCAUGUCUACGGAAUGCUUCGACUCUAGUGAUUCUUAUGGUUACACAGGUGCCACAAAACUUCCUAAUUUCUUAGAGGAUGUUUUUAUUUUUAGAGCCAUCCGUGAAACAUGUUGACGAGAGCAUCAUGUUACGAGAUCCACUGAAAAAAGCUCUUCUCACCUACACUCAGGCCGUACUCACCCUCGCGAUCAAUCUCGAGUACCUCCAAAUGAUGGAACAGAAAAAUGGUUAUAAUUAUAGCAGAACCAGGAAUUAACUUUGUUUUCCUCAGACUGGACGUUUUUGAGAGUGGUCACUGACAUCGACGAGGUCAAUGAAGAAAUGGUCUCGAAAAUCCGCGACCAUGUCAAACUCGGGAACAAAUACGAUGACACGUUGAAGGAGUACAUUCAUCUGGUUAUAAGCGAAAACGAAUACUUCUCGAGUUGCUGUCAAGUUGGUUUUUUUUUCAAAAUUGAACGAUUAAUAUCACUUGAAAGAAUACAUUGUUGAAAUUUUCUGGGCUCAGAAACUGACAAGUAAGGGUAAUCUUUCAUUUUUCGUACUGUGAAAAGUUAAAGCUUGCACCGUCAAGGAGUAGAAGAAAUAGAAAAUAACAAAAAGUUCAAUUUUGAUUCUCUUGAUUUGAAUUAUUUUCAUAGUUCAUUCCCCAUUGGCUUGCAAUGAAAUCAAGAAUAUUAUCCGCAAUUACUUUUUCCCUGCGCCUUCAAAAAGUCGCAAAUACUUAUCAAAUAAAUUAUAGAUGGAUUAUUUUUUUGAGUGGCUAAAAAAAUAUCAGCAAAUAAACAAAAGUUUAAAUACAAGAGUUUUUUUAAACGACGAGCUACGAAAAAUCAGAUCUUUCCAGUCAAAACUCGAUGGUCUCUUUUUUUAACUGAAAGUUUCUAUCAAAUAAAAUGUGCGGUGUCUUACAAAAUCAAAAUCGGAUAAUUUAAAAUGUUUUUUUCAAAAAAAGAAAACCUUUAAGAAUCGUUCACUAGGAGAAAUAAUAAAAGAAUAAAUUUAGGCAUGCGGAAAAAGGAACGCGCAAAGAAUCGCUCAUUUGUUUUGUCGAAUGAAGUACGAUGCCAAAACUCUACAACUGGAAAAUGAAAAGGAUAAAACAGACAAGAAAGACGAAAAAGACAAAAAACCCGAAAAAGAAAACUCGGGCGAGAAACCCGCCGUUGUGAGUUUUUAAUGGAAAAUGCUGAUUUCGUGAAUAUUUCAUCAACUUUUCAGGAAAUUAUGAUGUGCGAGACUUGUGCAAACGCUUUCAAAUAUCUCCACCGAAUGCAUCACAUCAAACUGCACCUCCUCAAACGAUGUGAAGACAGGGUGAGAUAAUCGGAUUGUAUUGAAUAUUUUACUUAAUUAGGAAAUUAAUCAAAAAUACGAUUUUUUUUUUGUUUUUUCCCAAUCCCCAUUACUUCAAAAUAUUAACAAGCAUUUGUGAAUAAGAAAAUAAGUUUCUUUGACUUCCAAGAAAAAAAUCGACCAAGACCAUGCAAAAAAACUAAAAGACAUUUUUUUCGUUUUUUUAACUUUCUAAAUAAUUCAAAAGUGCUAUGAUGUAUGUUGAUAGUUUUCAAUGCAGUACAUGAAAAUACAUAUUUAAGAUAAUUUUUCAUUACAAGUUUGCAAAAAUAAAUACAGUACCGUCAGAAAAAAAUGGGGAAAUUUCGAUUUUUUUUAAUCAUAACAGUCUUGUAAAAAAAUCAAAUUUUCUGGAAAGUUCUAUGUCUGUGCUAACUGUCAAUUAAAAAACCAUGAUAGAACUUCAACUUGCAGUAACAAAAAAACAGCUUAGAGUGUUUCAGAAUGAUUUAGCUCCAUACAAGGAGAUUAUGAGUAAAAAAAUGUUUUUCUUAUCUCCUAUGACGAUACUGUAUAUAGAAAUCUUCGAAAAAUAAAAUUUCAGCUGGAAGGAAAUUAUUAUUCUGUUUAAGAGGUUUAUUGCAGCUGGAGUUCUGGGGUACACGACAUCCCGAAUACACGCCGGAAAAAGUCCUGGACACGGUUCGAAAGGAUCGUCCAUGGCUCCACGCCUUGAUCUCAGAGUACGCGGAUAUGUGGCGACGAAUCCGGCUCGAAUACUAA
Molecule: messenger RNA, 13385 nt
Organism: Caenorhabditis auriculariae
Lineage: Eukaryota; Metazoa; Nematoda; Chromadorea; Rhabditida; Rhabditidae
Source: the annotation of a GenBank genome assembly